Cinara cedri is the source of this 8719-nucleotide messenger RNA. The record is from the annotation of a GenBank genome assembly. NCBI's taxonomy places the organism in Eukaryota, Metazoa, Arthropoda, Insecta, Hemiptera, Aphididae.
UUUUUUAAAGUUUAAAAAUAUUUUAUCUUUUAAUUUCUGUAUCUUGUGUUAUAAUUUUUUUUUUACCCUUUUUUUCUCAGGUAUUGGUUGUAAUCAAUGUUAAUAUUAAUUUAAAUUAAUAAUGGAACAUAAUGUGCAUCAAAUAAGCAAUGCUGUAAUGAUUAAUUCACUAGAUACUAUAAUCGAACAAGAAAGUUGGAAACUUGAGAUGGAUAAAAACACUGGUUUGCUAGCAACAAAAUCAAAAGUAAUGAAUGUAAUAUGUUAACAAAUAUUGGAAAUUACUUAUUUUAUUUAAAUUGUGUUAUAUAUGUCUAUUAGAAUAUUAGUUAAUUUCUCAUCUAGAGUUUUUAAUAAUAUAAUUUACCUACUCUACUUACAAUCUACCUAUUUAACUGUACCUAUGUGUUUUAUUAAGCGUAAAGCUACCUACUUUAAAUAUAUAGCUUAAAAUAAUUUUAGUAAAUAGUAUUAAAAUAUAGGUUAUUCAAAUAUUUAUGCUGGAAAAUAUUUGUAUUAUAUAAUUUUUAUAUGAAAACUAUCGAUUCUAUGUUUUCUGGUUUUGUCAAUUACGCCAAUUUUGGGAGAAUAGGUAGGUACCUAUGUUAUAUACAUCCAUUUUGUAGAUCCAAAAAAGGUAUACAUCAAUUGUGCCAGAUCAUUUUAAAAUAUAUCAAUUGUUAAAAAUUGUAUGGAUGUUGCUACUUGUAUUGUAUUUGAAUGUUUUUUUUAUUGUUGUUGCAAAUUGUAAUGUCAAUUUUUACUUAUCUAAAAAAUAUAUUGAAAAAUGCAUAGGUAUUAAAAAUCUAUAUAAAUGUAGAUAUUUAUUUAUGUUAUUUACGUUUUAUUUGUUUUUAUACUUUAGAUUUUUAAUCUUUUUUUUUUAUUUCUCGAUAAUGUUCAUUCUUAUGUAUGACUGAAGUUGAAUCAUUUUCAAAAAUAUUAAGGAUGCGGUAAAUACAAAUAUUUCCAAAAUACUAAGUGAAACGGUUCACAGGCUUUGUAGUUCUUUCACUUAAUAUACCUGAUUAUGUGAUGCCCAAAGAUACAGUGAAAAAGUUGCAUAUAUAUAUUAACGAGAUAAUCACAAAAGUAUACUUUUCAAAUUUUUAUAUACCUAUUUAUAAAUCAAUCAGUGCAAAUGAUAUAAAACAAUAUAAUACAUUCAAAUAUUGAUUAACGCAUAUAAUGUUUAAUUUUUUUCUAAUAAUUAAUUCCUAAUUAUUCUAUAGUUUUACAUUUUUACCUGUGAUUUCCGGUGCAAUUGAUAUAUCUUUAACUUUUCAAUAUGCAGAAUAAUAUUUUAAUUGUAGGUACUAUUGUAGUUUUAUACAUUUUUAAUGUAAGUAAAUACUGAAAUAUAUCCAUAGUUUAGAUGUAUUAAUAAUUGAAAGUGAUUCCUUAUUAACUUGGUCAAAUUAAUAAUAAUUCACAUACCUUUAUAAGUAAUUAGAUAAUUUUUUUGAAAAAUAUCUUAAAUUCUAACAUACCUACACCUAAUCCAAUUAUCUUUAAUACACUCGCUGUUGUGUUAGUACAUACCUAAUUGACUAUUCAGUUUUUAAGACUGCUAACCUCCACCAAUACAUUGAACAUUUAAACAACAAACCCUGACACUGCCAAAUAUCUAGGCCUAACCAUUGACGAAUGCCUAAAUUGGGCCAAACACAUUCACCCAACCUAAUUAAAAUUAAAUAGACAACUUAACCUACUCAAACCCAUCCUAGGCAAAUUCUCUAAAAACUCUUUCAAAACCAAAGUACAAGUCUUUAAUUGCUUAAUUUAACAUGUAUGAUUGUUUGGUAUUUAACACUGAAACACUAAAAUACUAACAUACAAAAAAAUCCAAAUAUUCUAAUUAAAAACUCAUUACUUAUUAAAACUCAUAAAUUAUAGCUAAUGCUCUUCCCAUACAUCUGAAAUUGUACUCUUCACACAGAUUUUUAUAUUUCUACAGUUACUAAAACAGCUAAGCUACUCUAAAUGUAUAAAUUGCCUUAAAAAUCAUACUAAUUCCCUUGCCCAAAAGCUAUUAUCUAUCUACAUUUCUGAAAUCCCUGCAGGAUGCUCAGGUGGCAAUGGCCCCAAAACCUUGUCAAAUAAAUUUAAAAACAAAUUCUUAAUUACUUUUAGUUCAUGCCUAAAGACCAUAACUGGUUGGGUUUCCCCAAGUCUUAUUGUAAUAUAUGUAUAAAUAGAUUGUAUAAUUAUAUAAAAAAAAAAAAACAAAUUUUUAAGACAAAAUAAUAUUAUAUACCUACAAAAGCUACAAUUUACAAUGUAUAACAUUGAUUUUAGUUAAAAAAACAAAAUUAUUUAAUUUAGGUAUUAUAUUUAUAUAAUAUAUAUCACAUUAUUUAUGUGGUUUUUGUGUUUUUUUUUUUUUAAACAAGUUUAAUUGUUCAUAAAUUGUUUAUUAAUGGAAUUAUUUAACAAAGUAAUAUUAUUUCCAGAUAAAUCAAUCAGCAAAACCAAACACAAAUACAGUCUCUCAAAGUAUAUCUCUUAAAAGUCAUUCAACAAAACUAAAUCAAUCAUGUGAUCGUACAACUGAAAUUGAUAGGUUGGCAAACUUAUUUACACAUUCACCUAGUUACUUUACAAAAAACAGUAAUGAUAAUAGAUUUGAUGUCAAAAAUAACCAAAUGUUAUUGAAUGAGAAAACGGCUACACAGACACACAAUGUAAGUACUUGGCGUUACCAUUAAUAUUAAAUUGAAGUAUAAUUAAUGAUUUUUAGGUCUUGCAGUGAAUAUUUAAAAUUAUAUGGUAAUGUAAACACAUUUAUUUUAUAAUGUUGAGUACACUGAAUGUCGUUGUACUGAAUACAUAAUAUUAUGUGUUUAUAAUAAAUGUAACAAAAUUAUCUGUUUUCAGGUAUUUUAUAACUACAAUAAUGUUUUAAUAAAUACAGAAAAUAGAGAAAAUUUAGUGUCUCCAGAUAUCAAGGUAUUAAUUAUUAAUAUUUUUAUGAUUAAAUUUUGUAAUUUGUAUAGUAUUUGUUUAAAUUAUAUAAUGAAUCUGUAGUUAAAAAAAAAAGAAAAUGUAAUUUAUUUUAAGGUGAGAAGAAAUGUUCGAUUUGGAGAAUAUUCACCGCUUAAUCCAGCCAAUCAAGUAAAUUCACAACCUUAUUUAGGCAUUGGAGAAUAUGAAAAUAAAAGAAAAAAAAUAUUAGAGUUACAAAGAAAGGAAUAUAUAGAACAUUUAUCUAAAGUAAAUGUUCAAAAUAAUUAAUUAUUUUUCUAAUUUAUAGAUUAUAAAAUUAAUAAUAAAAUAUAUAACUUUUAUAGUCGAAACAAAAAAAUAAUGUAUCAAAUUUACCAAAAUUGCCAGCUUUUUCUUGUAAUGAAGCAUUUAAAUCUGCAAUGGUAAGUAUUUUCUGUAAUACACAAAAAAAAUGAACAAUCGCUUAGUCUUCAAGAUUAUCUUAGUUUUUCAUCAAACCCGAUAUAAACACUUACCCAGACAUUUUUCAAUGGCUCUAUUUACAAUGUUGAAGCUCAUUUAAAGUAUCAGCCAAAAUAUUUUUGAAAGUUUCUCCAAAAAAUUCUUGGGUAGGAUAUCUAGUAUGGUUAAUUUCUGUAAUAAACCUAACUAUAAUAUUACUAAAGCAACAAAUUAGUUGUCUAAAUAUUUUUUUUUUGGUCUACUCUACUCCUUCGUUCAAUAUAAAAUUAAAGAGUUAAGAGAAUUUUAGAUGUUUGGAAUUUCACACUAUGCGUAGUUUUCUGUGACAUCUUAUAAAUGGACUGUAUACGCAUUACAGUAAGUUUUCCUUUGGUACUGAUGGUAUAGCAGUUGAUUUUUUAUUUAAUCUGACGAACAUAAUUAUAUGGCCUGUUUUUCAUAAAGUCAUUGACAAUUAUCCAUUACUUUAAAACCAAUUCUAAAAUUCGGUAAUUUGUUAAUAUGGUUGAAAAUUAGAGGCCAAUCAUAACUAUUUACUUUAUGAUAUAAUUGUUGAGUAUUUUGGUUCCUAUCAUUUUGUUCUGCUUCUUUGGUUAUAUUAUGUACAAAUUUCCUUUUUUCGUACCUUAUAAUAUUAUGAGCUUCCUUUCUGCUUGAUCUAAACAAAAUUUCUUUUAGAUUCUGAGCGCAACAAAGAAUGAAUUGAUUUUAUAAUGUUUAUUUAUUUUAAUUUUAUUUUUUUGUUUCUUUGAACAACUUUUAUACUAGUAAUUUUGCUUCAAUUUUUAGGUGUAGAACUUUUUCAAAAUCGCUCAGAAUCGUUUUUUCCAUAUCCAUAUCUUUUUUAAUAUUAUUAAUAUAAUUUUGUCAUGUUUUUCUAACUAUUUUUCUCUUACUCAAUGCUUCUUGGCAUAUUGUGCUUGAGCAUCUUAGUUAACUAAUUUAUAUCCUAACUUAUUUCAGUUAUAAUAUAGCAUUGAGUUAAUGACUAUACUAAUGGUAUUUGUACAUUUUGAUCAGAAAUAUAUACUAGGUAUUUAAUAAUUUUAAUCAUUUUUGUUAUAGGAAAAUAAUAGUAAUUCCAAACAAAUUAAAUUAGGUGACAACAUAGAUUGUAAGUAUUUAAUUUGUAUAAAUAUUUAUUAGGAUGUUAUAAAAACAAUUGUUUUGUUUAGUGCACCAAGAAGACACAAUACAAAUAGUUCCUCCAUUUGUAGAUGGUGUUGAAUCAUGUGCAUGUUAGUUACUCACCAAUUACAUUGAAUUUUUCAUUAUAUAUUUAAUAUUUACAUUAAUAAAUGUGUAUUUAAUUUAAAACUUAGUCAACGAAGAACAGAUAAAAGAUGCAAAUAAAUUAAAGCAAGAACUCUAUAGAUUUGAAUUAAGUAAACAGAUAGAGGAGAAAAAGAAAUACGAAUUAGAAAGAAAACAUAAAGAACAAAUGGAAGAUGACAAAAUUGAAAGAGCAGCAAGAGAUCAGGAAAACAAAAUAAAGAGAGCAUAUGAGAAAGAAGCUGAGAAACGAAUUAUGGCUCAAAUUCAGGUUUGCGUUAUAUUUUUAAACAGUUAAUUACUGUUCAUACAACUUAUAUUGAUCUAAAAAGUAGUAAAGCUCGCAGUUAUCGACCAAACUAAAUAAACUUCAACACUUAUAAGAAAAUACAAGAUUUAUCAACAAAUUGUUUAUGGAAAAAGAUAUGCAAUUAGUUAAAAUAAAAUUCUAUUAGUAUAUAUAAUUUACAUAUGUGACAUAUAAUGGACUGACAUUUCUUAGAUGAAUUCUAAAGAAACAUACAUUAUAUGAAAAUUAUAUUUUUUAUUUAUUGAAAGUACAUAUAUUAAAAUUUUUAGUAAUGUUUUAAAAAUUAUAUCUUACAAAUAUUGACUUUGAUUGGCAAUACACAUAAUAUGGUGUAGUUCUCGGAAGUUUUUCAUUCUUUGUCUUUAGCAUGACCUCCUUGUCCCCUUGUGACCAUUUCCUAUGAGAAUACCUUAAAGGUUUUUAUUGUCAUCUAACCCUUAAAGAACUUCAAGCUAUUUGUGAAGCAUUUCUCAAGUUAUGCUAAAGAGAGACAAGAGUGAUAUAAAACUAUCAGGAAUCCAUAUUUGCAUCGACUAUCAAGACCAACAUUUCAACGAUAUAGUUUUUAAAAAUUAGAUAAACCAAUCCUUACUAUAUGUACUUUAAACAAAUAAAAAGUUUUUCUUAUCCAAUUUAUUUAGAAUUUACCUCAGAAUGUGAAAGUCCAUUAUGUUGCAUUUUUUACUGUUCAUUAUAUAUUAUAGAUCAAAUUAAUGAUUAUAUUAUAUUAAUGCAUUCUAGAAACAACUUCAACAAGAAAAGUUAAAUCAUGAAAUAAUGCAAAAGCAAAAGGAUUUGGAAAAAAAAUCUUGGAGUAUGCCAUCAGUUACAGUUCCUCGGCAAGAAAAUAUUAACGAUAAAACAAUGCAAAAGCAAAAUGAUUUAGGAACUAAAUUAUGGAAUAUGCCAUUAGAAACACUUCCUCAACAAGUUACAAAACAUGUACAGAGUCGUGGGGAUUUGUUUGAAAAUUGUGAUACAGAAGAGUUUCACUGUCCUCAGAGCUCUUUUGAUAAUGUACCUUUACCAACUACACGUGUUCGAGUACCUAGAAAAGUAUUUCAAUUGUGUUAUUAUUACUAUUAUUAUUCAUGAUUCUGUUUGUAGAUGGUACAAUAAUUUCAUUUUAGAUCACUUAUGACGAAGAAACUGAUAUUGUUGAUAUGAAUGUAUCAUGUAGUGAAGAUAUAUUUGAAAAACCAUGUAUUUCCCCUCCGGAAAUUGUAAGACAAAAAAUGGAAAGAGCACAUGUGUCUUUUGCCAGCGAUUCUCCUAUGAAAAUUAAAGAGCAUAAUCCUGCUGCUUUACUUCCAGUAACUAAAAAUGUCAUUAUUGAUUCUCCACUUACUCUUGCAUUGGCUGGAAUGGGUGAUAAUGUAGAAGACUUUGAAAAUGUUGAAUCGAUUGAGCCAAUUGAAGGAACUUAUAGAAAUCCGGUAAAAUAAAUGAUUAGUUUUUAAUUAAAAAAAUUAAUUUGAUUAAUAUACAAAUUUAAAUAAGGUUUGAUAAUCAUGUACCUAUGAGUUAUUAAAUGAUUUAUUUUUAUAAUUGAAAUUAUUACUUUAUUUUAUAUUUGACAUUUGGUGCAUCAUAAUGUAUGAACAAAUAUGUUUUAAUGGGUAUACUUAUGUGUACAGGACAAUAAUUCAAAAUGGUAUUAUCCUCGUAAAUAAUGUAAGUAAUAAAUUUCAAUUGAAUAACUUUAUGUAGUACCUAUAGGUUUAGAAUAGAAUUUCCUGACUUUUGAUACCAUAAUGGUUUAUAGUCGUAGACCAUCUAGAUUUGCUCGAUUUUUUUGAAAUUAGCUUUAUUUGAAAAACAAUAGAUCGUUAGAUAGAUAGUACAAAUAAAUUACACAUAGGCCAACAAACAAAAUGUAUCACCACUGUCAAUAAAGCCUUUGAAUAACUAAUAAAAAUGCAUUUCAUCAAUUUUUCAAUAUUCAUUUAUACUUCUAUUUCAUUUAUGUUGAUUUUAAAUUUUCAAUUCCUAUACAUCUUGGAGAGUGAAUGUAAAAAAAAGUACUAUAAAUUCAUAAUUAUUAUUACAUUAGUUUUAAACUAAUUAAACAAAUAGCUGCUUGAUAAUUGUAUAACUGGUUGUUGUAUACACAAAUUUUUUAAUUUUUAGAUUGAAUGUGCUCAUUUUUAUGGAAUUCAACUAAUCUUAACAAGAACAAUUUUUUAUUACUUAUAUAAUUGUCAUGAUCAUUUAUAAAUAAUAAUAAUACUUAUGAAGUAUUUAUAUAGUGCAGUACAGCAAGUGUUAUGUAAUUUAUUACAAUUUUUUUUUUUAAAAUACAUUUCUAGAUCUCUAAAAAGAUGUUACUAGGAAAUAGUCACAAGUUACCUACUGACAAGCACCUGAUAUCAAACUUGGGAAACAUAAGGAAACAAUUGGAUAUUGAACAUCAAAAGUUAAAACAACAAGUUCGAACAACGCAAUAAAUUAAUUUAAAUUGUAUAAAUAUUUUAUUUUGUACACACAAAAAAAAAAAAAAAAAAUAUAUAGAUCACUUAUACAUAAUGAUUACAUGAAUGUAAUUUCAUUUAUUUUGUUCAUUAAUUUACAUAGAUUACAUAUUAUUAUCUACUGUAUAUCUAUAUUACAUAAACAAAUGAAUACAUGCAUGUGUCUUAUACAUAUCUAUUAUUAUUCGGAUCUUAAUGCAAUUUUAAACUCUUGACUUUUAAACAAGAAGAUUGUUCUCCAUUUAAUACAAAAUUUUGAUAAUCCGAGAUUUAAAAAUUAAUGUUAUUAACAAUAAUGUGUGCAAUAAAUGAUACAAGAUAAAUAUAGGAAAAUACAGAGGUCAACAAACCUUACAAAAUAUUGUUACCUCAACAAGAUAAAUAAUAUUUUGUAAUCUACAUAUUAUUCUUUAAGAAAACUACAUGGACCUAAAACAUACAAAAAAUAAAAAAAUUGAAUGAAAGGCAAUACUUUCUGAUAUAAUUUAUAUUAAGCAUUAAACGAAUAAUUUGUAAACAAAACUGAAUUUUUAAAAUAAAAUUAUCUUCGAGAUUUUACCUUUUCAUUAGAUCUAGUAUAAUCUCAGAUGAGUAUUUCAAGAUAUAUAUUGAGAAAAAAAACUAAAAGAUUUUAAAUGGGAAAACAUAUAUCCACACCUACAGUAAAAUAUUCAAAAUAUUUGAUGUAUUGUCUCAAAAAUAUUUAAUUUAUAAUACCUACUUAUCAGUUUUAUUAUUGUUUAAAUUUAAAAAUCAUAUUGUUUUUUACUAAGGUUAAGUGUUAUUAUGCAUAUUUAUUUACUGUUCUAAAAAACAAAAAAAGUAAAUUAUGCAGUUAAAUUAAUAUUACUAAAAUUAUGAAAAUAAAACAAUAAAGAUUAUAAGUCUUCAGAAUCAGGAUAAUAAAGAAACAUUACAGUUAAAAAACCAUUAGUUUAUCAAUCUUGCCUGUUUUAAUGCGACAAAAUCGAUAAUUUUCAAUUAGUUACAAAUAAAGUAAAUUAAUACUACAUAAUUCAAUUUUAUAUUUUAUGCAUGUUAUAGAUUAUUACAAAGUAUAAAUGUAAAUUAAUAAUAAAUGGUAGAAAAUGUUCAGUCUUAAUAUUUUUAACUAAACUUCUAGAUCAAUAAUUAUAUAAUUUAUGAAGUGGUAUUGUUAUUGCUAUCAUUAUCAACUAUAUCAUUUUCAUCAUCUGAAGCAGUCAAAUCAAUAUCUGAAAAAAAAAUAAUAAUAAUAAUAACAAAUAAAUUAUUAAAU